CACGACCCGACCCCGGAUUAGCGGAUGAUAAUGGAUGGAUGGAUGUUAUCACAGGCGUCAUCUAAACUAACUACGCGUGACGUCAGCAGCCCCGCCCUCUUGUUGCCUGUCGCCGUAGCAACGUGUCAACACUAGAUGUACCGGGUCCCGGUUCAGGCUCCGGAUGCAAGCCGAGACACCUGAGCGCGUGAGCAUGAGACGGUACUUCACCCCCGCGGAGGUGGCCGCUCACAACACCGCGGCCGACCUGUGGCUCUCGUUCCUGGGCAGAGUGUGCGACCUCACCCCGCUGAUGGAGCAACACGCAGGUGGCGCUCUGCUGUUACCCAUCAUGGAGUUUGCAGGACAGGAUAUCAGCAGCUGGUUCGACCCUGAAACCAAAGACGUCCAGAAACACGUAGAUCCACUGACUUCCUGUGUGAGGUACUACACCCCCAGGGGGCGCUUCGUGCACAUCCCCCCCGCCGGCCCACGAUCCAACUGGGCCACUGACAUCGGCCCACCUUGGUGGAAGGACGAGCGCUACGAGGUGGGGCUGCUGUCCAUCAAGACGAGGUGGAUACGAGUCAUCAACACACUGACGUCACAGGAGCAGCGACUGCAGGUGAACUGUCCACACAUCUCACCUGUCCAGGUACCCCUCACCUGUCCAGGUGCCCCUCACCUGUAUAUGUGUCCCUCACUUGUCCGGGUACCCCUCACCUGUCCAGGUACCCCUGACCUGUUUAAGUACCCUCACUUGGCCGGUUACCCCAUACCUGUUUAUGUACCCUCACCUGUCUAUGUACCCUCACCUGUUUAUGUACCCAUUACAUUACCCCUCACUUGUCCGGGUACCCCUGACCUGUUUAAGUACCCUCACUUGGCCGGUUACCCCUCACCUGUUUAUGUACCCUCACCUGUAUAUGUGUCCCUCACUUGUCCGGGUACCCCUCACCUUUCCAGGUACUCCUGACCUGUUUAAGUACCCUCACUUGGCCGGUUACCCCUAACCUGUCUAUGUACCCUCACC
Messenger RNA from Cyclopterus lumpus (lumpfish), 1012 nucleotides. Its product is annotated as cytochrome b5 domain-containing protein 1. The record is from RefSeq and is a predicted model, not a curated record. Lineage: Eukaryota; Metazoa; Chordata; Actinopteri; Perciformes; Cyclopteridae. The coding region runs from base 164 to 955 and encodes 263 amino acids. The transcript has 4 exons.